This is a messenger RNA of Vidua macroura (Pin-tailed whydah), 5408 nucleotides long. It is a transcript of the gene VIT, whose product is annotated as vitrin. The transcript is spliced from 19 exons. Gene Ontology annotation, biological process: positive regulation of cell-substrate adhesion; extracellular matrix organization. NCBI's taxonomy places the organism in Eukaryota, Metazoa, Chordata, Aves, Passeriformes, Viduidae. Gene Ontology annotation, cellular component: interstitial matrix. The record is from RefSeq and is a predicted model, not a curated record. Bases 196 to 2433 code for a protein of 745 amino acids.
CUGAAAGAAAAAAGGUGUCCAGGCCUCCCUCUGCUGCCUGCCUCUCCUUCUCUAGAAUAAUGUUGGCUGGAGUUUGGGGUACAGAAAAGCUUGGAAAAAAACCCACUUUCAUACUGUGUGGAGAAAAGGAAUAAAAAGUUGCACACCUCAAGCAAGUGCUCCUUAGCAACACAUCCAGAUUUUGCUUUACUCACCAUGAAGGCCACAGUUGUUGCAACCUUCUUUGGUGUGUUUCUUACAUGUACAUACACAGCCAAGGAAGUCACAAAGAAGACAAAAAAGGCUAAGCUAUAUGUACCCCAGAUUGAUUGUGAUGUCAAGGCGGGGAAGAUAAUCAAUCCAGAAUUCAUUGCAAAAUGCCCUCCUGGAUGUCAAGAUGUAAAAUACCGUGUUUAUGGCACAGACAUUUAUGCUUCUUUCUCCAGUGUCUGCAACGCUGCAAUUCACAGCGGAAUAAUUGACAACACGGGUGGGAAGGUCCUUGUCCAGAAAGUCGCUGGGCACGCUGGUUACCGCGGGAGCUUCUCCAAUGGCGUCCGGUCCCUGUCACUGCCACGCUGGAGGGAGUCCUUCCUCGUGUCAGAGGGCAAACCAAGAAAAGGUGUGACUUAUCCAUCAACUCUUGAAUAUUCUUCAAAAAGUACGGCUGUUAAAUCAGAGCCUAAAAAGACAGAGCAAGACCUAAAAGGUACGAAGAGUGCAGACGCUGCUAACACAUCAGGAAAAGCAUCAGAUCAAGGGGAUACAGUCCACAAAGAGUACCAGACAACUCUGGUGCCAACCCCAGCCACACAAAUGGCCACUACAACCCCCACACCAACGACCACGACGACAGAUCCUUCCACCACAGUGCCACAGCCAACCACAACACCUGCAGCAACCAGAACCACAGCAGCUCCAGCCAAGACUAGACCUGGACCGCACAGGGUCAGAGAUAUGGGUUCUAGCAGUGUCCACCCAGCAUAUGCAUCUGUGGUAGCUGCAGCAGCAAGACAGGUUCAGGCUGCACAAGGAAGAGGACAGAAUACAGCAUUCAGGGGCACUGCCACCUCUGCAAAUAACAGAAAUAUUUUACGACACAAUACAGGUGCUCAGCGCCAAGAGCCCAUUGCCACCUUCCAGAGGGCUGCCAGCUCUCCAGUCCACCUGGCAAUGGAAAUAGACUCAUGGAAACCUGGACUGAGCAUUUUUGACACAGGCUUCAGUUCAAAGGAAGAAUUGAAUCCAAAGCCACUGGAAUCCAUCUCCCAGGGGAAUCAGAAUUGCAAGGUUGAUUUGUCCUUCUUAAUGGAUGGGAGCUGGAGCAUUGGCAAACGCCGCUUUCAGCUCCAGAAGCGGUUCCUUGGUAACGUGGCUCAAGCCCUUGGCAUUGGCAGCACUGGUCCUCUGAUGGGCAUUGUUCAGUAUGGUGAUGACCCUUCCACAGAAUUUAACUUAAAAACUUAUGUCAACUCCAAGGAUCUAAGGAAUGCCAUUGAGAAAAUUCAACAGAAAGGGGGACUUUCCAAUGUUGGGAAGGCACUUUCAUUUGUUAACAAAAACUUCUUUCUGGAUGCUAAUGGAAACCGAGGUGGAGCACCCAAUGUGGUUGUAGUGAUGGUGGAUGGGUGGCCAACUGACCGAGUGGAAGAGGCCUCCAGGCUGGCCAGAGAAUCAGGGAUCAACAUUUUCUUUGUCACUGUUGAAGCAGCUGCUCAAAGUGAAAAGCAGAAUGUUAUUGAACCAAACUUUGUGGACAAGGCAGUGUGCAGGACAAGUGGAUUCUAUUCCCUCAACGUGCCCAGCUGGUUCAGUCUCCACAAGGUGGUGCAGCCCCUGGUGAAGCGGGUGUGCGACACCGACCAGCUGGCUUGCAGCAAGACGUGCCUCAACGCCGCCGACAUCGGCUUCGUGAUCGACGGCUCCAGCAGUGUCGGCACCGGCAACUUCCGCACGGUUCUCCAGUUUGUGGCCAACAUCAGCAAGGAGUUCGAGAUUUCGGACACCGACACGCGCAUUGGAGCUGUGCAGUACACCUACGAGCAGAGGCUGGAGUUCAGCUUUGACAAGUACAGCACGAAGCAGGACGUGCUGAACGCUAUCAAAAGGAUCAGUUACUGGAGUGGGGGCACCAGCACGGGAGCAGCCAUCAGCUACGCCUCAGAGCAGCUGUUCAGCAAGUCCAAACCCAACAAAAGGAAGAUCAUGAUUCUCAUCACAGAUGGCAGGUCUUACGAUGAUGUCAGUGUGCCAGCCAUGGCAGCUCACCAAAAUGGAGUCAUCGCUUAUUCCGUUGGAGUUGCUUGGGCAGCCCCAGAUGAACUUGAAGCCAUUGCAUCAGACCCUGCUAAGGAACAUUCCUUCUUUGUGGAUGAAUUUGACAACCUCUACCGCUAUGUUAAUCAGCUCAUCCAAAACAUUUGCACAGAGUUUAAUUCCCAGCCACGGAACUGAUGGACUCAAGCAAGGCAGGACCCUUGGGUGCUGUGCCAAGUGCCACAGAAAUAAUGCCAGUCCUCAGUUCAAGAAACACUGGAGGUGUUUCCCUCUGGGACUUUCCAGUCAGCAAGGUUGAUUGCAGCUCUGUCCCUAUGCAUGAUAAUGCUCUGUGUAGACUGUUGAUUUUUGUUGUUGUUAGCAUCAGAAACUCUGAUUUACAUAGAUAGCAGAAAAGGCAGUGAACAUGGAGGAAAUAACUGCAGCUGUUUCAAGAGCUGCUUCCAGCAUAGAGCCCCCGCUUGCCCAAUUCUCACCUUUGGACACACCCAAGUUCUUUAAAACGUGCCACUGGCUCCCUGAAGUGACCAGGUCCCUUCAAGGAGUGGCCAAGCUGCUGCUGAGCUGCUGUGGUAGAAACACCUCAUGUGGCACUGCCCACCAGAUGACACACAGAUCAGGGCUCAAAUACCAGACAGAGGGGGAACAAUAUUUGAGUACCUUCUUAAAAGCAGGUACUCUCUCCAUACUGCUGUCUUGUCAGUAAGUUAAGCUUCAGCUAGUGUCAACUCAAGCACUGGGAUUUAUCCAAACCCUGAAAAACUGGAAAGCAAGAGAGAGGAAAGGUUCAAACCCUAGGACCCUACAACUCUUUGCCUCCUUUACAACCCUACAACCCUAAUAAAGCCUCAAAUCCACAAGGCAGCCAACAUGAAGGAAGUGGAAUAUAGUCUCCCACAACCCUGCAUUAAUGACUUGAUCUUGAGAAGUGUCUUUCCCUCUCAGCUUCAUCCUUCACUCUUGGGUGGUUCAAGGCCUGCAGGACCACAGGAGUGCUGCCAGGACACAGGAGACUCUUUGAGAAAAACUGUGGGUUUAAGCUGCUCACAAUCACCAAAGCAUUUAAGACCCAUCACUCUGUCAUUAAACCAACACUCAGAAGUGCAGUCUCUAGGUCAGGAGAGCUAUUCAAGAGCCAUUAAUAGGAUUUAAGAGGGAAUUAUCUGAAGUUCUGUAUUAUACACUGGGAAAAGCAGAAUUUCAAGCAUUUACAGAUACCCUCCCUCAAAUUUAGGACUGACUUUUCUUUUAUGGACUGAUUUCAAAAUGUACCUAUUACAGCCCUGUAUCUGUCAGAACACACAGUGGUUUCUUAAGUGGAGAACUACCCAUGUCAGUAGUCAGUGCAGGAGGAGGGACACACUAGGAGGACCAAAAUAACUGCACUCUAUUUAGGAACCAGCAGCUGCUGGUUAGGUUCCAUCCAGUAUCAUUAAAGAAAAUACAUCCAUUAAGCAAAGUUAUCAAAGGAGCCAAUAAAUACAUGAGUGUUCACACUCCUUACAGCAAUCAAAGCCAUGCUGGGCCAGGAUUGUGGAACUAACAGGAAAUGGAAAGAAAUUAAAACUCAUAUUUGCCAUGUUACUUGCAAAUCAGGCUCUUAACAGCAUUUAUAGUUUUAAUAACCAUGAGCCAAGAUAUUAGCCACAUAAAUUCUAACUGAAUUGCCAUAAGGGAAACUCAUUGUAUGAGCAAAAGUAGCACAAUUUUAAAAAUCAUUAUGUUUGGAAAUAUGACUGAAGCAGCUUAUAACCUGUCAACUAAGUAAGCAUAACGCAAAUUAAUGAAAACAGCAGAUUCUGCAUGAUCCCCCUGGUGGGGUAACAUAAGUCAGGCUGGGGUCCUCUCAGGAGGUUAUCGAAACCAAUUUUGGAUGAAAUAGUGGUUUUGCACAGUGAAAGUUCAUCAAUUCCCCUUAGAAGAAACAUUAAGUUCCAGCUUUAACUGAGUAUCAUCGAUUCAACCAUUCUACCCAGACUGAAAGCACAGGACACUGUCAGCUUCCACAAAUAUAUUUGUAUGCAGAGUUUUUACCACUAAUCUCUGCUGCUGCACUUCACAGCUUUAGCUUUUGGCUUGAGAAAAUGAUUAAGGAUAGAGAGUUAGGCAUGAGGCAUGAGCAGAGCAACUCCUGAUAUCCUGCAUCUCCUGAUCCAGUUCCUCACUACCCUUCUGCUGAACACAUCUUUCUCUGUCAGCAUAGGACAUUACAUGGCCUGGACAAAACUCAAACCUGUAAACUGAAUUUAUUGGGGACUUCAGUUCAGACACCAGAUUUAUUGCCUGAAAACCUGUUUUUUGGGGGCUUGAUUUGGGGCUGCCGAGAAAAAGGCCUAAAUCCUAACUUACAGUUACUCUUAAUACUGUGGUUUAAUUUUUAAUGCAGCAGUCACCACCACAUAUUGUUCUCCAUACUGAAUGUACUCUUGCAGCACCAAAGAUUGGUACCCUGCAGAGACUCCCCAGUGCUUCACUUGUGCUCUGCCAAAAGCACAGCAGUGGUGGCUGGGACUUUAGUAACAGCUAGAGCACACAUGUUCUUUAGGAUGUACAUAAGGGAUAUAUGCAUAUGGGACAUAAUUUUUUCCUCAAGUUUAAAAUUUAAGCAAUGAGAUUAAGCUUUCAAAUGCUUUUCCACAGGAAAGUUGCACAGCUAUCUUUUGCCAAGCAUUUAUAAAGGGUACUUCAGGAUUUGUUGUUGUUCAAAUGGUUUGUCAAGUUUACAGAACAACUAUGGUGCUUGUUUUUCAAUGUGCAUUUUUAUUUACUUCUUGAGACAAUCCUGAAAGUGUCAAAACUCUAACUAUGAAAAUGGUUUAAUUCAACUCUUGUCAAAACUUAGAUGUCCUAUUCAUAAGCACCGUAAGCUUAAGCGGAAGCCUCAAAAUUUUGAAGAAUACACCCAUCGAUGCAAUCACAGAACACACUCCUCUUCACCUUUACCUUUCAUAGCAAUCAAAUCACUUGCUGCCUACUAAAGUCUCUAAAUACUGUUUGAUUAAUAAAACAAGGUAACUUACAAAUAUAGAUAAAUGUUCAAAGGGGUAUAUUUGUUGAAGAAAGUAGAACUCCUUCUGUAACAUAUACAAGCUAUUUUGAGCUUAUCAACAUAAGUUGCUAUAUCUUUUGCAAUAAAAUUGUCUUAAAACACA